Molecule: messenger RNA, 186 nt
Organism: Encephalitozoon intestinalis ATCC 50506
Lineage: Eukaryota; Fungi; Microsporidia; Unikaryonidae
Exons: 1
Coding region: 1-186 (61 amino acids)
Source: RefSeq, a predicted model, not a curated record
AUGAAAGAAAGCGAUAGACAAAUAUUUUUUGAUGUCAAUGCUAUCCACAGCUCCACGGAAACAACAGAAGAGGACGAGAUAUCCGAUAUGUUUGAUGAAAGGAUGUUUAAUGACUCCCUUGGAGGAGGAGAUUUCAUUAAGCUUGAAGAGGAAUUAAAAAAGGUAAGGAGCAUCAAGAAACAAUAG